Messenger RNA from Bombyx mandarina (wild silkworm), 2114 nucleotides. Its product is annotated as 3-oxoacyl-[acyl-carrier-protein] synthase, mitochondrial. Gene Ontology annotation, molecular function: 3-oxoacyl-[acyl-carrier-protein] synthase activity. Gene Ontology annotation, biological process: fatty acid biosynthetic process. The record is from RefSeq and is a predicted model, not a curated record. NCBI's taxonomy places the organism in Eukaryota, Metazoa, Arthropoda, Insecta, Lepidoptera, Bombycidae. Gene Ontology annotation, cellular component: mitochondrion.
UUAAAUUUUACAUUAAACUAUGCAUUGCUUUUUUUUUUAAACCUUUCAACUUCUAUUUGUUUGUGGAAAGAAAUUUCUAUUUACUUUAUCCAUAAACUCUAUAAAUACAAUAAAGGAUCAUAUUAAAAUAAACAUAAGCGAUCGAAAGGGAAUAUUAGAACCUUAAAUAAUUUCUGUAAAAUUAAUUUAAUACUCUUAAGUAUUAAUAAGAAUAUUAUCAAAAAUAAAUACUAUGCGUAAAUACAACACAUAUUUAAAUUUAAUCCGAAGUAUUAAUACUAUCAAUGCCGUUAGACGUAGGGUAGUCGUUACUGGACUGGGUGUCGUAUCUCCUUUGGGUACUGGAUCUGAAUUAGUAUGGACAAACAUAUUGAAGGGAAAAUGUGGUAUAGUGGCUCUCAAUGAUGAAGAAUACAUAAACCUUCCUUGUAGAUUAGCUGGGCUUAUACCUAGAGAAAAAGAUGGUAUUGUUGAAAAAGCAUUGUCAAAAUCUACUCUGAAGUCAAUGGCUCCAGCUACAUCAUUAGCAUUGGUUGCUACAUCCGAGGCACUUAAAGAUGCAAAUUGGACGCCUAAAAGUGAACACUGUAAAGAAAUGACCGGUGUUGCAAUAGGCAUGGGUAUGAUAGAUUUAAAUGAUGUCUGUAUCACAAAUGAAGCAUUAAAAGUUGGCUACAACAAAGUGAGCCCAUUCUUUGUUCCUAGAAUAUUACCAAAUAUGGCUGCAGGGCACAUAAGUAUUAAAUAUGGAUUCAGGGGACCUAACCAUUCUGUUUCGACAGCUUGUGCAACUGGUGCUCAUUCUAUAGGGGAUGCUUUCAGGUUUAUAAAAAAUGGUGAUGCUGAUGUUAUGGUAUGUGGUGGUGCAGAGGCUUGCAUCAGCCCUUUAGCUAUCGCAGGUUUCUGUAGACUAAGAGCACUGAGUACUUCAUUCAAUGGAGAACCUCAUAAAGCUUCUAGGCCAUUUGAUAAAAAAAGAGAUGGUUUUGUUAUGGGUGAAGGAGCAGCCAUAUUGGUUUUAGAAGAAUAUGAACAUGCUUUCAAAAGGAGUGCUAAAAUGUAUGCUGAAAUUUUAGGAUAUGGUCUUUCUGGUGAUGCUUCUCACAUAACUACACCAAGAGAAGAUGGAAGUGGAGCUAUGUUGUCUAUGGCGAGAGCCUUGAAAGAUGGCAAUUUGCAAAAAGAAGAUAUAACAUAUAUAAAUGCCCAUGCAACAUCAACCCCGAUAGGCGAUGGUAUUGAAUCAACAGCUAUUAAGUCAUUAUUCAAGGAACAUGCAUUAAAAAUAUCAGUUUCUUCAACUAAAGGAGCCCAUGGACACUUAUUAGGUGCUGCUGGAAAUUUAGAAGCAAUGUUCACAAUAUUAUCAUGUUAUCAUGGUGUCCUGCCACCAACUUUGAACCUUGACGACCCUGUAGACGACUUGUGUUAUGUUGUUAAGAAUGCGAAAAAGUGGGAUCAUGAAAGGAGAAUUGCAUUGAAAAACUCUUUUGGGUUUGGUGGUACUAAUGCAUCUCUUUGUAUUGCUAAUAUUUUAUAGUAAAUCAAUAAAACAAUUAUAAUAAUUAAAGUAAAUAAUUUGACUAUAUUUUAAUAAAACGAAUUUUCACUGUAAUUGUAUUAUAUAUUAUUUUUAAAACAGAGUUACAAAUGAUUGGAUUUUAACAACAAUGGCAAAUCAACCAAGGUAACUCUUGACAUAGUUUUUUAAGCUAUUAACGAGCAAUAAUUCAUCAUUAUGUUUCCAUAAUAGUCACAUAAAGCAUCGUAAAUAAAAUUAUCAAAAAUGCUACAGUAACGUUUAUGUUCCAUUCAUUACUAAGCUCUCUAAAAUUUUGUUUUUAAAUAUUUAAAUGCUGGUCAUCAGGUCAACAUAUCACUAGGGUUGGUACCCUUUAAUUUUCAAUUCACAUCAUUCCAAUUCAUUUAAAUAAAAUAAUGUGAAAAUAUUACAAAAUAUAUAAACCAUGCAUUUAUUUCAUUCAUAAACAAUGAUUGAUUUUAAAACAAUAGAUAGACAGCAUAAAGACAAAACCAUGAUUGAAUUGCUUGGCAAAUAAAAAUAGCUUGUUCUCAGUAACAAAAAUAUCUGUGUACAUUAUGUUAUUUUUCUA